CGCCCAGCCCGGGAGGCCUGUGAGCUGUUCGUGUAGCUGCAGCUGCUGCUCGGCCAUGGCGGUUGCUGCAGGGCGGUGAGGCCAGAGCGGGGGCCAGGGAGAAGAAGGAGGGAGGGUGGGAGGGAGGCUGCAGCCACUGGCCUGCUGGCUGUCCAGGCUCUCAGGGAGCUUCAGUCCUGGGCAGCCAGCGCCACUAUGGCAUUCCGCAAGAAGGGCAGCAAGCACCCACCGGUGCUGAGCCACGAAUUCAUCCUGCAGAACCACGCGGACCUCGUGGCCUGCUUGGGCAUGUUGUUCGUGCUGGGGCUUAUGUUCGAGGCCACCACCGAGGCUUCGAUCGUCUUCAUCACGUUGCAGCACGGGGUCCCCCUGCCGGUGGUGGAGACCUCCCUGAUGACCCCGGCAGCAGCCUCCUCUGCUUCCUCCUCCUCCUCCUCUUCCUCCUCGACCCGGUUCCUAUAUCAGUACGGCAUCAAGGACCUGGCCACCGUGUUCUUCUACAUGCUGGUGGUCAUCAUCUUCCAUGCCACGGUGCAGGAAUACGUGCUGGACCGCAUCCACCGGCGCCGCCAGUUCCCCAAAGUGAAACAGAGCCGCUUCAACGAGUCGGGUCAGUUCAGCAUCUUUUACCUGGUCUCCUGCAUCUGGGGCACCUUCAUCCUCUUCUCCGAGACCCGCCUGUCCGAGCCCCAGCGAAUGUGGCAGGCCCCCUCCCAAGACCUGAUGACCUUCCAGAUGAAGUUCUUCUACAUUUCCCAGCUGGCCUAUUGGUGCCACGCCUUCCCCGAGCUCUACUUCCAGAGGACCAAGCAGCAGGAGCUGCCCCGCCAGCUGGUCUACAUCGGCCUGCACCUGUUCCACAUCGCCGCCGUCUAUCUCCUCUACCUGAACCACCUGGGGCUGGGCCUGCUGAUGCUGCAUUACUUCGUGGAGUUCCUCUCCCACAUCUGGGACCUGUUCUAUUCCAGUGAGGAGAAGUACCAGAAGGAGUUGUCCCUGUGGGCCAUCGUCUUCAUCCUGGGCCGCCUGGCCACUCUGAUCGUGUCGGUAGUGACAGUGGGGUUUCACCUAUUGGAUGAACAGAGCCAGACCCCAGAUGCCCACUCCGGAAACGUGAACGUGUUGGCAGCCAAGCUAGCAGUCCUGGCAUCCAGUUGCACCAUCCAGGCGUACAUAACGUGGAAUUUAUUCCAUGCCCACGUGCAGAGGUGGGUAGGGGAGGAUCCGGCUUUGCAGGCCCCCAAUGUGAAGAAGAAACGGACUAAAGGAAGGUCUUCCAGAAAAGGAACUGAAAAUGGCGUGGCAGCUUCCAGUAGAGUCGACUCACCCUACAAGAAGAAAGAGUGAUCUUCCUACUAGAUCACAAGCUAAUGGAUCCUUAUUCCCCUCCCCCCCAAAGAAGCCCACUCUUUAUUAUAAGAUAAUUUUCUGCAUUAAGAGACUUUUUCUCUCUUUCUUUCUUUCUCUCUUCCUUUUUCUUUUUUUUUAGGUGUAUGUCUGUGCCUGAACACAGUUUUGUGCGGUCUUUGAUGAUUUUGCUAUUGUACUGAGUGGCUUUUCUUUUUUUAAGCGUUUGACGGGAGAAUUAUUAUUAUUAUGGGGGGAGGGGGCUGGAUUGAUUUGGACUAGGCUAGUCUUCAUCAGAAUAGUUUGAAGCCUCCAAAACGGUAUUUUGUUUGUUGCCUUUGAACAUAUUUGUAAUGAUGUGUAGAGAUAACUAGGGAAAAGUCCGCAGGUCAGUGAUGCCCAAAAAGUUGUCUCCUCCAAGUUUUUUCUAACAUUCUCAAGAUGUUUGGUUAGAGCAGGGUUGUGUUUUUGUCUCUCUUUUGGAAGAAAAUGGAAAUAUUCAGGCAGAAGUCAGUCAACCUCACUGAACUUUUUUUUUUUCUUUUUUUUAGCAAUCUUGAAAUCUUGGAAUUUCUAAUUGGAGAAACGAUUUGUGAAGCUUCUCCAGUAAUGAUGUGUUUUAUAGGUUGUGGUUGUCAGUGUUGCCUUCUCAUUAAUACAAACAAAAUACUAAUGGGUAACGUGGAGUUUCACUGCCAUUUUUUUAGCGAAAUCACUUUGAUGGUGUGUUUUAAUUAAGGCAAAGCACCCCCUUUGCCUAUUUUCAGCACUUGUGAGUAGAAAUCAUGGAAAGAAAUACUGUAAGAAGGAAAACAGGUUUAGUUUUUCCAUGUUUAUUAAAAGUGUUCUUAAUGAA
Erinaceus europaeus (western European hedgehog) is the source of this 2203-nucleotide messenger RNA. It is a transcript of the gene TRAM1L1, whose product is annotated as translocation associated membrane protein 1 like 1. Gene Ontology annotation, cellular component: endoplasmic reticulum membrane. NCBI's taxonomy places the organism in Eukaryota, Metazoa, Chordata, Mammalia, Eulipotyphla, Erinaceidae. The transcript has a single exon. The record is from RefSeq and is a predicted model, not a curated record. Bases 196 to 1347 code for a protein of 383 amino acids. Gene Ontology annotation, biological process: protein insertion into ER membrane; SRP-dependent cotranslational protein targeting to membrane, translocation.